Messenger RNA from Panicum hallii, 1178 nucleotides. RefSeq names its product serine/arginine-rich SC35-like splicing factor SCL30. Bases 151 to 927 code for a protein of 258 amino acids. The record is from RefSeq and is a predicted model, not a curated record. Gene Ontology annotation, molecular function: RNA binding. The transcript has 8 exons. Lineage: Eukaryota; Viridiplantae; Streptophyta; Magnoliopsida; Poales; Poaceae.
UCCCCCUCCGCGUCGCGCUCCGGCCCUUCCUCCUCCACUCGCAUCGCGACAUCGCGUCCACCCGGCACCACACCUCGCUCUCCGCUCUCCGUCUCUCCCCGCCGCGGCUGCGGCUGCUCCCCGGCUAUCACCGGACGCGCCCCGACAACUAUGAGGAGAUACAGUCCCCCAUAUCGCAGCCCCCCCAGGAGGGGAUAUGGUGGCAGAGGAAGAAGCCCCCCACCUAGGAGGGGAUAUGGAGGACGGAAGGAGGGUAGUGGAAGUCUUUUGGUCCGCAAUAUCCCAUUAAGCGUCAGAGCGGAGGAUCUUCGAGUUCCUUUUGAAAGGUUUGGUCCUGUCCGGGAUGUUUACAUUCCAAAGGACUAUUACAGUGGGGAGCCUCGAGGAUUUGCGUUUGUGGAGUUUGUUGAUCCUUAUGAUGCCUCAGAGGCCCAGUAUCACAUGAAUCGCCAGGUUUUCUUUGGUCGGGAGAUAACUGUUGUUCUUGCUGCUGAGUCACGAAAAAGGCCAGAAGAAAUGCGCAGCAGAGCUAGAGUCAGGGGUUACUCUGGUCAUGAAGGUCGCCGCUCUUCUUAUUAUGGGCGUUCUCGUUCCCGUUCCCGCUCUCCACGCUAUCGGGGCCGCCCUCGGUCAAGAUCAUACUCACCUGCUCCAAGGCGGCGAGAUGAUUACUCUGCUUCUCCAAGGAGAAGGGAGGCACAACACGCAUCUCCUCCUAGGCGCCCGCCAAAGGAGAUUGAUGAAGAUAAGAGGAGAUCCUAUUCUCCUGCCAGUAGAGAUGAUGCUGAUAAUGGUUAUGAGAAGAGGUCACCCCCACCUGACAGCGACGGAUCCCCUCCGCACCGGAGGUCUCCCAAGGAGUACUCAGGCUCGCCUCCUGGAUCCCGCUCCAGGUCUGUGGAUGAGUCUCCUGCCCGCAGCGACUGAUUGCUUGGUCACAUCUCUGGUGGUCCGCAGUCCAUCCGUGCCUACAUUGUACCGUCUCACUUUGCUGGACCCGACUUAUUGAACUUGGCCCAUCGGGGCAGUGUUGUAUUGCUAGAAAGUGUCUAUCGUGCUUAGUACCGUGUCCUGUGCUACGUGCGCUUGGUGUUGGCAGCUUGUACUAGUCACUGUUGUUAAAACCUUGAACUUGUAGCAUGAUGCUCGUGUGCUGGGCCACGGCCCAUUUCCUGAGA